Messenger RNA from Lodderomyces oxycetoniae, 2871 nucleotides. RefSeq lists its product as uncharacterized. The transcript has a single exon. The coding region runs from base 1 to 2871 and encodes 956 amino acids. NCBI's taxonomy places the organism in Eukaryota, Fungi, Ascomycota, Pichiomycetes, Serinales, Debaryomycetaceae. The record is from RefSeq and is a predicted model, not a curated record.
AUGGAAGAGUCCUACAAUUUCGCAACAACAAUUUUAACUUCCAAAACCCCCGAACAAGCAUCUGCAAUAAUACCAAAUGUAAUUGCGGGUUCAACCGGUAUUAAUAAGGACUUGAUAUCCUGGUUCGAUCGGUAUGAUUCCCUUUUGGCCAACCAUAAUAACAACUUGAAACAAUUGGUUGAGGAUGCUAACAGGAUUGCUCAACGUAGCAAAGUUGGUUUUAACAACUUUCCUCGCAACUGGAAUUGUUUGGUGAAAUCACUUGAACUAGAUUUAAGCAAUAAUGAAACCAUUCAGAAAAAUAUCAAACAAGAAAUUAUCCAUCCUCUAACCAAUUUGAUCGAGAAAGAUGUCAGAAUCUCGGAAUUGAUUGUUAAUGGCCAAGAGUUGGAAGAAAUAAGUUCGCAUCUAACUAAAGAUGGCGAGUAUCAAUGGAACUAUAAAGCUCCCCAGUCCUUCCAAAACUUGGAAGAUUUCAAAAAAAUCGAAAUCCAAUUGAUGUUCAAUGUCAUAUUAAAUUUCUUCCAAAUGUAUAAUGGCAAGUUGAAUAAAGAGUUGAAAAAUAACGAAAACUCAACAAACUAUCUUUUGGGUAGUUUCAAAUUGGACACUGAAAUGCAAAAUCAAUUGGAGUAUUUGAAGUCGACUCAAUUUCAAUCGAAAACAGCCGCGGCGUCAUCUUCCUCGAAAGAAGAUGCAAAUGCUGAUUCUCACCAUCCAAAGCUAAAAAAGAAAUUGGGUUCUUUUGCAAAGACUGAAAAGCACGAGGCACAAAAUGGAUCCUCGCCAUCUAAAAAGCCUUCAAAAUUAAAAUCCAGAGUUGGUUCGAUAUUUGGUAGAAAGAAAAAGAAGAACCGCGAAUCUAGUGGUAUGGAAAGCACAAUUCCCGAAGACGCAUCUAUUACAACUGAAACUUCAGCUUACAGAACGCAAUCUGCCUCAGUGGUGUCGAGAAAUACAACCAGAAGAUCUACAUUGGAACCAAGAGAUUUUGCUCAUGAAAACAAUAUAGCUGCUGCUGGUUCAAGUCAAACAAAUCCUCCAGACUCGUCUGCAGUAUUUUCUCAAAGACAACAAAAGGAGCAGGAAUCACCUUUUCAACAAACAUUGGAUCCUCAAACUCAGCCUCUAACUUCAUCGUCUCAACAACAACAACAACAACAACAACAACAACAACCGUUGCAAGCCAAACCCUUGCAACCUCAGCAGCAAGAGUCACAACAAAGACAUUCUGCACAAUUUUUCCCACAGCAACACCAAUCGUUGUUUAACUCUUCACAACUAGGACAAGGUGGUUAUGGCAGGGAACUGCCCAAUACGCCAUCUCAAGAUAAGUUCUUGCCUCCCCAGCCAUUACCAGAAUUAGUUGAAUCGCCAAACUUUAUUAAAUAUGAUAACGGUGACGACGACGAUGAGGAGGACGAAGACGAUGAUAAUAAUGAUGAUGACAAUUCCGACUCUGUUAUUGCUGGUCGUAGACACUCCUUAUUGCAAAGACAUGAGUUGGGUAGUGAUAAUGAAAAGAAUCGUGGCCAGCAGUACCCCACGCCUCCAGAUCUGCAUCAGAAACAGCAGCAACAGUCACAACAGAGCCAGCUGCAGUUUCUGUCCGUCCCGGCAACAGCAACAGCAGCAACAACAACAACAUCAUCAUCUUUUCCUUCCAAUCAAAAUGAGUUUCAAAGAGCUAGAAAUGAUAGUGAUGCAAAAUACUCAUUUGAAUCAGGGGACGAACAAACCCCAAUUUCACCAAUACAUAGAAGUAGUGAUCAGGGUGGUUUAAGUCAUGUACCUGAACAGUUACCGGAACCGGACCUUUCGCACGAUAAGAGAAAGGUGCAUAGAACUUUACAAUAUGUUUCUGAAAACGGCUCAAACCAAGGACUGAGUAACUUGUUUUCGUCGCAUGCAGCUAAGCCGGCUCCUCCACCAUCUAGAAAAGUCAAUCAUCAUGAUACUUUAUCAUCGAGAGAUUCUCAUUUAUUCCAUGGUUUACCUGCAGCUUCAACUAGUAGUUCAGUAAGAGAUUCUUUCAUGCCGCCAUUCAGUUCUACUUCUAGAAGCUCAUUUCUUGAUCCAUCAACAAGAUCAUUGACUAGUCAAGACACCGGUUCAUUAAUCAAGAACGAAUUCAAACACUUCAACUUGAACGAAGCAACAAGAGGGUUGAACUCUUCAAUUGCAGAGAUUGUAAAUGCAACUUUCAAGGAUGGGCAAUUGGUGAGUUCCCAAGUUGUAGGAGAAGUAGCUUUCAAUUACAAUGGUACUUAUGACCAAAGCUCACCCAUUGUGGUUAACGUGCCUUAUGAUUUUGACAAAUUGAUCGUGAACAAAACGUUUAUGGAAGAGCUCGGGAACCAUAACUAUAAGAUUGAUCCAGUAUCAAUAACUUCCAAGACCUUGGGGGGUUUAAAGUACUUGCAAAAAACUAAUCAAGUGCCUUUAUCAAUCCACCAAAUUUGGAAGUACGAGCCACACCAAUCUAGUUUAUUGCUAAGUAUAAGGUCCAAUGUUGAUGAAGAAGAUUUAGUUUUGGAUAAUUUUGUAGUUUCUGCAUCGUUAAACCAAGACAUCCAAGCCACGUCAGCUUCUUCAAGACCCCAAGGUGUUUUCAACAAGGACAAAAAUAGGAUUACCUGGAAGUAUCAUAGUCCAUUGACUCUUAAACCUCAUGGAGAAGAAAAAUUAAUAGUUAGAUUCAUGACAAACGGCCAAGGCUCAGAGCAUGAACAAGGUAUUCAAAUUAAGUUUGCUAUACACAAUCCUGCGAAAUCUGCAAUCAAAUAUUGCUCCAUUUACAAUUCAAGUAAUGGAGCAGAAAUCCCUACGUUUAGAAAUUUGAUAAGUGGACAUUACAGCAGUCAUUCAUAG